AUGGGGGGAUUGUAUUUUGAAGAGAAAGGAGAGCUGAUAGGCGACUUUGAUAUCAUGAACUGGGUCCUAUUUCCCAAUAAAUCUCAUGGCAUUGUGAAAGUUGGGAGCAUUGAGGGACGGACAUCCUCCGACAUCAAGUUCACCAUUAGCCCAGAAGCCAUUGUGUGGCCCAGGAAGUUUAACAAGACUGUGCCUCGUUCCAGGUGCACUGAAAGCUGUCGCCCUGGAUAUGCCAAGGAGAUUCAGGAAGGCCAGCCGGUUUGCUGCUAUGCUUGUGCUCCGUGUGCGGAAGGGACCAUCUCCACUCAGGAAGAUGCAGAGCAUUGCACCAUAUGUCCAGAGGAUCAACAUCCCAACAAAGACCGAGAUCAAUGUAUCCCCAAGAAUGUCACCUACUUCUCCCAUGAAGAAUCUUUGGGGAUCAUCGUGGCUUCCUUUGCCCUCUUCUCGUGUUUAAUAACAGGCCUUGUGUUAGGAAUCUUCAUUAAAUACCUAGAAACUCCAAUCGUCAAAGCCAACAACCGGGACCUAUCAUUCAUCCUCCUUGUCUCUCUCUUGCUUUGCUUUUUGUCUCCCUUUCUGUUCAUCGGCCGGCCCAGGAAAGUGACCUGCCUUCUCCAACAAAUGGCCUUCAGCAUCAUCUUUUCAGUCGCUGUGUCUUCUGUCUUGGCCAAAACCAUCACUGUGGUGCUGGCCUUCCUGGCCACAAAACCAGGGAACAGAAUGAGAAAAUGGCUGGGGAAGGGUUUGUCCAACUCCAUUGUCAUUUCCUGUUCCAGUGUCCAAGUUGUCAUCUGCACCAUCUGGCUGGGUGUCUCUCCACCAUUCCCAGACUCUGACAUGCACUCCCAGCCUGGACACAUCAUCCUGCAAUGCAAUGAAGGGUCGGUUGCCAUGUUUUAUGGUGCCCUUGGCUACAUGGGCUUCCUGGCUGCUAUUUGCUUCACAGUGGCUUUCCUAGCCAGGAAACUGCCUGGGGCCUUCAAUGAAGCCAAGCUGAUC
Rhineura floridana is the source of this 1002-nucleotide messenger RNA. Its product is annotated as vomeronasal type-2 receptor 26-like. NCBI's taxonomy places the organism in Eukaryota, Metazoa, Chordata, Lepidosauria, Squamata, Rhineuridae. The annotation marks the transcript as partial. Gene Ontology annotation, cellular component: membrane. The transcript has 3 exons. Gene Ontology annotation, biological process: G protein-coupled receptor signaling pathway. Gene Ontology annotation, molecular function: G protein-coupled receptor activity. The record is from RefSeq and is a predicted model, not a curated record.